AGCGAGCGCCGCUGCUGCAGGGGGAGGAAGACGGGGAGGAGGAGCCGUGCGCGGCGGCCGCGGCGGCCGCCGGGGGAGCCGAGAGCCGGAGCGCGGGGAGCCGAGCCGGCACCCGGCCGGGGCCGCGGGCCGACUGCCGAUUGGCCAACGGCUCGUUUCCACCCUGCCUCGUUGGUGGCCACUGGAGAAGCGCGGGGGGCUCCCCAGACAGCCGUGGGGACAAGUUAGAGCCAGCACUUUGCCCCGGGCCUCGCGUGUAGCUUCCCGUCCCCUGCUCUAGGUGCCCCGGUGUCCGGAGGGGAGUGCGGGUGCGGGGGUGUGCCCUCCGUACAUGUCCCACCACCCGGGCCACCCUCUGGGCUUGUGUUCCAUCUCGCUCUCGCUUCCUGCACGGUGGUCGAGGGGAACCACUUUGCAUCAUGUCCCGGUAUAGCUACCAAAGUCUCCUGGACUGGCUCUAUGGGGGCGUGGACCCCAGCUUUGCGGGCAAUGGGGGCCCCGACUGUGCUGCCUUCCUCUCUUGGCAGCAGCGGCUGCUGGAAAGUGUGGUGGUCCUGACCCUGGCCCUGUUGGAGAUCCUGGUGGCCCUGCGGCACAUCCUGAGGCAGACGAAGGAGGACGGUAGGGGUGGCCGUGGCUGCCAGCCAGAGCAGGGGACCCAGCGGCCAGAGGAAGGCAAAGAGAGCCUAAGCAAGAAUCUGCUCUUAGUAGCCCUGUGCCUGACCUUCGGGGUGGAGGUGGGCUUUAAGUUCGCCACCAAGACCGUCAUCUACCUGCUCAACCCCUGUCACCUGGUCACCAUGAUGCAUAUCUUUCUUCUGGCCUGCCCCCCAUGCCCGGGAGCUAUCGUCGUCUUCAAGCUACAGAUGCACAUGUUGAAUGGAGCUCUUCUCGCCCUGCUGUUUCCUGUGGUAAAUACGCGGCUGCUCCCCUUUGAAUUGGAGAUUUACUACAUUCAACAUGUGAUGCUCUACGUGGUACCCAUCUACCUGCUUUGGAAAGGAGGUGCGUACACCCCAGAGCCCCUCAGCAGUUUCCGGUGGGCCCUUCUCUCAACCGGCCUCAUGUUCUUUUAUCACUUCAGCAUCUUGCAGAUCCUGGGCCUGGUCACCGAAGUGAAUUUGAACAACAUGCUGUGUCCGGCCAUCUCAGACCCAUUCUACGGCCCCUGGUAUCGCAUCUGGGCCUCGGGACACCAGACUCUCAUGACCAUGACCCACGGGAAGCUGGUCAUCCUGUUCUCAUACAUGGCCGGGCCCUUGUGUAAAUAUCUGCUGGAUUUGCUCCGGCUUCCAGCCAAGAAAAUAGACUGAAGGUGCUUGUG
Messenger RNA from Hippopotamus amphibius kiboko, 1324 nucleotides. RefSeq names its product transmembrane protein 164 (gene TMEM164). Bases 420 to 1313 code for a protein of 297 amino acids. The record is from RefSeq and is a predicted model, not a curated record. Lineage: Eukaryota; Metazoa; Chordata; Mammalia; Artiodactyla; Hippopotamidae. The transcript has 7 exons.